UAGAGGAGAAAAAGAAAAAGAAAAAAAGAAAAAAAGAAAAAUAAAAACAGAUUAGCAGAAACAGAGAAUUUGGUGAAAAGAAAAAGAGCGCAAAAGAAAGGUCGUGGUCCUUCUUCAUUUAGAAGACGAGAGAAAGAUGAACGGCGGCCCCUCUGGUUUCAACAAUGCGCCAGUGACGAGAAUAUUCGUUAUCGCCUGUGCCAUUUUUACACUUUCCUUUGGGAUCCAAGGCGGCUUUACCAAACUUGGGUUAUCUUAUCAGGAUAUUUUCUGGAAGCUCCGUAUUUGGAAGCUUCUGGCUUCAGUUUUUGCCUUCUCAUCUACUCCAGAGCUUCUGUUUGGGCUGUAUCUUUUAUACUACUUCAGGGUCUUUGAAAGACAGAUAGGUUCGAAUAAAUACUCGGUCUUCAUUUUUUUCUCUAUUGUGAUUUCAUUACUCUUUGAGGUCCUUGCUCUAGGACUCCUUAGAGAUCUCACGCCGAACCUACUCACAUCUGGACCUUAUGGUGUUAUAUUUGCUUCAUUUGUACCCUUUUUCUUUGACAUUCCUGUAUCAACACGGUUUCGAGUCUUCGGCGUCCGCUUUUCUGAUAAGUCUUUCAUAUAUCUAGCUGGUAUUCAGCUUCUUUUAUCAUCUUGGAAAAGAUCUCUCUUGCCAGGAAUGUGUGGUAUUUUUGCUGGAUCACUGUAUCGUUUGAAUAUCUUUGGCAUCCGGAAGGCCAAGUUCCCGGAAGUUUCAUUUAACUAUUCUUCUCACGGCUUUCUUGGGCCAUCUACGGAAGCCCACGUGAUCAACACAACAAGGAAUAUAUGUGGAAGGUAUGCCAUCCUACACAGGCCGCCAAGUGGAAGAAAAACUAUUCCUGCUCGCAAUGCGUUUCCUUCUGUGGAGCCCACCAGAGCGAUCCAUUGGCCCACACUGGUUCAAAAUGGGUUUUCGAUAGGAUUUGCAGCAGACCAGGCACUUGUGCAGGCCAGAAAUGACAUAAACGCCUGA
Messenger RNA from Jatropha curcas, 997 nucleotides. NCBI's taxonomy places the organism in Eukaryota, Viridiplantae, Streptophyta, Magnoliopsida, Malpighiales, Euphorbiaceae. The record is from RefSeq and is a predicted model, not a curated record.